CGACCAAUUGUUGAACUGUAUUCAGUCAGUUUAGUCAAAUUUGAAGGUAUGGUAUGUUUUGAUUCAGAAUUAACAAUAAAAACCCAAUUUCGACUUGUUCCGAAUGUCAUUUUGUUACGGAAGUUUGUACGUGCAGGUUGUACCUUUAGUGGGUGACUGUUUCUGUUUUGAAGUUUACCUAUCUGUUUUUCGACCUUACCGUCGCCAGUCUGUUGAAACGUGUUUGAACUUGUUGCAUACCUUCUCAGUAUUUGGUCACCUAUUGGUACUGGGUGGUUGGUUGCUUCCCAGUUUCGUUCAAGAUGGGCCGAGCGUUAAAGAGAAUUGUCGAUCAGCAAAUGAAAUUUGAUAGCAAAUUGGUGGGAACCGUAAAAAAACACAGACAUUUAUUUGAUAAAUCUCAUAAAUUAUUUGCUGAUCCGGAAACUUGGACUAAAACGUGGAUUAGUAUUGCGAACGAACUAGGAGUAACAGAAUCGUAUUGCGAAAAACGCUGGUUAUGCAUCGUCUACAGAAUGUAUGAUGAAGUUAUUUGGAUGAUAAGAUAUGAAAGAAAUUCACUAUGGCUGCUCUUCCCUCAGAUGGAUUUUCUGGAACAGUUCGUGUUAAAUGAGCUCGAAUUGCUUUCAGAUAACCCAAACCAAAUUGAUAUCGAGCUCGAUGAUGUUGAUUGAGGUCAUCUAGGAAAUAAUCUGCCGUAUACUUAGGAACUAAGGCUGCCAAAAAAUUGCAUAUAAUUAAUUAUAUGCGAAAAAUGGAAUGUGAUAUGGAACACGAAUGUGUUGAGCUUAUAGGUAUUUAGUAGUAUUUUAUAGAACUGCGGUUGUACCAAUUGUACAGUUAUAUUUUUCUUGUAAGAUAUCUAUCUACAACCAUCAUUAUACAUCUAUUCAAGUUCGAAGUCGACGACAAUAAUUUUAUUUUUUAUUUCUUUACUUAACCUUAUCAUAAGCACUGACUUUACAAAAUAACCCUGUAGUUUCCAUUGUCGUUAUUAACAUUUUAACCUUUUUUUGUAGUGUAUACAAAUUUUAUUAACAUUUAUUAUUGAUGGGUAUUAUGCUUAUAUACUUAUACAUAUAUUAUAAGGAAAUCGAUUGUCAUGUUAUGUACAGUUGUUAUAUUAAUGUUUGACAAAUAUUUAUGAUCAUUUUUCAUCUAUUUAUAGGUAUCAUAUGGUAAAUCUUAAUUUUUAAUGAUAAAUUGUUCAUGAUAAUUAUGGCUAUUAGUUGAUUUUUUAUAUUAGCAGUUUUCUUUAAAUAAAUAAACUACUUACUGUAGCAA
Molecule: messenger RNA, 1284 nt
Organism: Dendroctonus ponderosae (mountain pine beetle)
Lineage: Eukaryota; Metazoa; Arthropoda; Insecta; Coleoptera; Curculionidae
Product: transcription factor Adf-1
Exons: 3
Coding region: 303-674 (123 amino acids)
Source: RefSeq, a predicted model, not a curated record